Molecule: messenger RNA, 495 nt
Organism: Vicia villosa (hairy vetch)
Lineage: Eukaryota; Viridiplantae; Streptophyta; Magnoliopsida; Fabales; Fabaceae
Product: AUGMIN subunit 4-like
Exons: 3
Coding region: 173-457 (94 amino acids)
Biological process (GO): spindle assembly
Cellular component (GO): HAUS complex
Molecular function (GO): microtubule minus-end binding
Source: RefSeq, a predicted model, not a curated record
AACCUCAAUUCCACAUCCACCAUGAAUCAUUCUUCCCAACCCGAAACACCACCACCCUCUGAUUCCAUCACCUCUUCACAACCCGAACCGCCACCACCGGCUGAUUCUCUUCAUCUUCGACUCGGAGCCACCAACCACCAUCGUGUAACAAAAAACGACACCGUUUCGAUCAAUGGUUAAGGGUUUGCACAGCCAAGACCUCCCCGCCGAUGUAGCACAUGUCGUCGAUCAGCUAGAGCGCCACUGCUUGGCUCCCGAUGGAUCUCUCAUCUCCAAGCCUCUCUACAACGAUCUACAACUCGCUAGAGAGGAAAUGUGCAGGGAACGACUUCGAUAUCUCGAAGCCAUGAUUGGAUUUAAACCAUCUGCACUGUCACUUCAAUCUAAACCAAUUGUACACUUACUUUCAUUGAAAUUAUUCUGUUUGGAAGAAGUGUGUGAUGAAGUAUUGAAAUGAGGUCUUGGUACGGUGGGUCAAACUUUCGGUACGGCGGC